This is a messenger RNA of Sardina pilchardus (European sardine), 1587 nucleotides long. RefSeq names its product gastric inhibitory polypeptide receptor (gene gipr). The record is from RefSeq and is a predicted model, not a curated record. Gene Ontology annotation, molecular function: peptide hormone binding; G protein-coupled peptide receptor activity; gastric inhibitory peptide receptor activity. Gene Ontology annotation, biological process: cell surface receptor signaling pathway; adenylate cyclase-modulating G protein-coupled receptor signaling pathway. Bases 1 to 1587 code for a protein of 528 amino acids. NCBI's taxonomy places the organism in Eukaryota, Metazoa, Chordata, Actinopteri, Clupeiformes, Clupeidae. The transcript has 15 exons. Gene Ontology annotation, cellular component: plasma membrane.
AUGACGGACACUGGGAUCUUUGAGAUGACCGUCCCCACUCCGACGUCGGCACUGCAUCACCUCAUCACUGCCCAGGUCCUGAUCGGGUUUAACGUGCCCAUAAAGGCCUUCAGAGGUGACUGUUCAGCGUGUGGGAAGACUGUGAAGGACACAGUGCAUGAAUGGAACCUCUACAGGAACGAAUGCCUGCUCAAGAUCAGCACCGACCCCAAGCCAUCAGGUCUGGUGUGUGGCCGGAUGUUCGACAUGUACGCGUGCUGGGCAGAUGGUCUGCCCAACACCACCGUCAAAGUGCCCUGCCCCUGGUACCUCCCCUGGCAUGACCAAGUGCGGAACGGCUAUGUGUUGAGGGAGUGUGGUGCAGAUGGACAGUGGGCCACCAAUAACACCAGCCGCACCUGGAGGGACCACUCCCAGUGCAAUGACGACGGCAGCCAACAGAGGGCGCAGGAGAACCAGAUGAUGGUGCUGGCCUACUUCAGGGUGAUGUACACGGUGGGCUACUCCCUCUCUCUGGCCAGCCUCUCGCUCGCUCUCAUCAUCCUCCUCAUCUUCAGGAGACUGCGCUGCACCCGUAACUUCAUCCACACCAACCUGUUUGCGUCGUUCAUCCUGCGGGCCGUGUCCAUCCUCACGCGGGACGCGCUGCUCACCAGAGACGCUCCGCAGUUCAGGGACAACAGGGACGUGUCCAACAUGCUGAGCGACAAGGCUCUGUCGGGGUGUCGCGUGGCCCAGGUGCUGAUGCAGUACUGCGUGGGGGCCAAUUACUGUUGGCUGCUGGUGGAGGGGCUUUACCUGCACAACCUGCUGGUGCUCAUGGUCUUCUCCGAGAACAGCUACUUCUGUGGCUACCUCGUCAUUGGCUGGGGCACUCCUGUGUUGUUUGUGGCGCCCUGGAUUGCUAUGAGAUAUUAUUAUGAAAACACCAGGUGCUGGGAGAUCAAUGAGAACAUGGCGUACUGGUGGAUCAUCAGGACCCCUAUUAUGCUGGCUAUACUGGUCAAUUUUUUCAUAUUCAUUAGGAUUAUCCUAAUCCUCAUCUCCAAGCUGAAAGCACACCAAAUGAGGUACACCGAUUACAAGUUCAGGUUGGCCAAGUCCACUCUGACCCUCAUCCCACUGCUGGGGAUCCAUGAGGUGGUGUUCGCCAUCAUGACGGAGGAGCAGACCGAAGGGACACUAAGGAACAUCAACCUGUUCUUCGAGCUCUUCUUCAACUCCUUUCAGGGUUUCCUUGUGGCCAUCCUGUACUGUUUUGUGAACAAAGAGGUCCAAUCGGAGAUCAAGAAGAAGUGGCAGCGAUGGCGGCUAGGCAUCAGCGUGCUGGAUGACCAACGCAACACUGGCAGCCACACGCCCCAGGGCAAUGCCAUCGUCGGGCACGUGUGCCACCACAACCCCCCGUGCCAGCCAGAGUGCCCCCAGGACUGCGUCUCAGACCCCCAGAAAGGGAAGGCGUACUGCUACAUCUCUGCCCGCAAGCAGGCCAUGAACGGCCUGGAUGGGCAGGGAACGGGCCCCGAAAACGGAGGCGGAGGAGAUGGGGGGGACGGGGUGAUCAAGUACUCGGAGAGCUACUGCUGA